UUUCUCCGAUGGCUGUCUCCGAUGUCGCCUAUUCCGUCCGGUCGUCACGGCUGACGUCUUAGCUACGCGCAAUAUACAUACACUGUACGUGUUUCAAGAUGCGCAGCUCUCCGUCGAAGGAUAGGCAGAGGCCGCCGGCAGACGCCGCGCCGUGGUCGUCGGUCAAUAGUUUCGCAGGUCGUACACCUGUCUGUCGUCUGAAGUUGCAGACGAUAGUCGUCGAGAGGAAGGGGUUAUGGUCAAUAAACGCAACCACGUCACACGCAGCCUAUCGGCGACGACCCCGCUUGGUGGCCCCUUAAAGUGGCUCCCCGAGCGAAAAUCUUACAUGUCGGCCGAUAUCACCUUUGUGCGCUCAUUUGCGUGAUAAUUCCGAGGAAAGGGCGAGCGGAUCGCCCGGUGACGCGGACUGACGAAUGCGGCACGUACGCCGGAAGCCGCAGAUGUGAACCAAAGCCACGAAGACGGCGGAUGUUUCGCCAAGUUGAUCUCCUGACAUGAUCUUUUUUAAAUGUUGGAGCACGCAUAAGUAAGCGGACACCAGUGAUUAACCUCUUAAGGCGAGUGAUAGUAGAUCAGAAGAAUCAGCUGGGCUUGAAUGGGUCCAUUUGUUCUAUUCAAGUGAGUCAAUUUUCCAAGAAAUGAUAGAGCACAUUACAGAUGUGAUUGAUGCAAUUUGUGUCACUGUAUUGUGCCCAAUGCCAAGAGAGGAUCUUACCAGAAGACAGUGAGGGAGAUGCGAGAUUAUAGAUGUCAGAAACAGGGGAGGAACGUGCUAUCAGAUUGUAUACGGCUGCGGAGAUAAUGAAGAACGCCAGAGCCAAGGAGACUGAGGAGCAAGCGGCGUUAAGGAGAAUGCAGGAAGCCCAACGUAUGGCCAGGCAUCGCGCCAAGAAGAAGCGCUGUUUGGAUGAGAACCUUGCGAGAGAAAUCUCCAAAAUUGCGGAGUUGUCCAAGAUGCCUCCACCUGAUCCCGCUGCUAUAGCUCAGAUGUCGGAGAUGAAUAUGAAUAAGAUAUCUGCGGAACUGAAACAAAUGAUGGAGAGAGGAAAAGUACCUGAACAUAUAGUUCAAAUGGCUCAACUUGCAGAGUUUAGCAAAAUGAAUUCUGAAUUAAACAAAAUGUCGCAGGAUAUGGCAAAGAGAUAUGAGAUGGAAAAGAUGGCAGAAUACGCCAAAACGUCGGAAUACAUAAAGAUGCAGGAGAUUGCAAAGAUGAACGAAAUAAUGAAACUCUCCGAAAUGGCGAAGUAUAAUGAUAUGAGCAAAAUCAGCGAAAUAGCAAAAGUAAACGAGAUGAUGAAGAUGUCGCAGCAGAUGGCCAAGAUCAACGAGGUGCAGAGAAUGAACGAGAGAAUGAAUGAAUUAGCCAAGUUGAACGAAAUGGUAAAAAUGACAGAGAUGGCAAAGUACAACAGUGAUAUCACGAAGCUGAAUGAGUUUGCGCAGAUCAACGAGAUGGCGAAGGAAAUCGCCAAAAUUAACGAAAAGACGAAGAUAAAUGAGAUGAUGAAAAUGCAGAACAUGCAAAACGACAUGGCUAAGAUGCCCGAGUACUCGAAAAUGGCGAACGAGAUGGCGAAGCUAACGGAGCUGGCCAAACUAAAUGAGAUAACGAUUACGAAACUGAACGAUCCAGCGCCUCCGCCUGCUCCGGCAUCGACGAUGCAGAAGAUGCCAGAGAUCCCGCCGCCGCCACCACCACAACCACGCAUCCCCGAACCUGUGAUCACCGUGCCAAAUCCCAGGAAUCUGCAGAAUGUGCAGACCGUGCAAGUGGCGCAGGCCAGCCCGUCCAGCAUGAUCAACUUUCAGAGCGUGCCUGGCCAGAAUAAUUAUGGUAAGUUGCUGAUGAUCAUCGAGGAGCUCGGCCGGGACAUCCGUCUGUCUUAUGCGGGCAGUCGCAGUGCCGCCGAGAGGCUGAAAAAUGGGAUUCAGCAAGCCAGGGUUGCUGUACGGGAAUGUCUGAUGGAGACGCAGCACAACGCGCAACAAUGAUCUGCCGAUGAGUUAGCUAGUGAUUAGACUACUUUCUAGCCUUCUAUUAUUUGACGAAGUACAUUGCUUUGUAUGAACGCUUAGAGAACGUUGAACCUCGGGAUUGCGCGACGACUUAUAUACAUAGACCAAGCAUUCCGUUUCCAACACCAAAGGUUUGAUCGAAGAUUUUAAUUUUUUCCAUCUCGCAAUGUGUCUCUAACUUAGGUUUGUAUCACAUAUUGAAAAUAUCUGCUGUAUAUUGAAAAUUGAAAUUGCACGAAACUGAAUUCUAAUCAUAACGAAGAGACAACAAUUUCUUUGCUCUGAUUAGAGUACCGUUCUUUUGUGCUCGGUUUAUGUAUGUGUGUCAUUGGGACAGUGACCGACGACUUCCUACUUUUAGGUUGCAAUUUAAUCAUAGAAAGGACUCAGAAUGGGGUACCAAUUUGUAUACUCUACAGAGCCGGCCUUAGGUUCUAUGGCGCCUUUGUGCAACUUUCAUAAGUCCCUCAUAUCGAUGCCACAAUUAACAAAAAGGAAAAAAAUGGAAAAAAAGGUAAUCUCCUUAACGCGUAUAUUAAUAGAGGAGGGGCGUUCAAGGACGCUCUCUUCUACUAUACAAAAGGGACGCGAGAGACGUCUUUAGCGUCCCCUCUAUUCUGGCGUCUCUGUUCAAGGGCAUAAUUCACCUCUUUCCCUCUCCCCCUAAGGCCGGCCCUGAUACUAUAUAUACUAUUUGUAGAGAAUCUUGGUUUAUAUUUGAUAAAAAACAAAAUAAAGAUGGUUAACAAAGAUGAGCAUAUUGCAAAUGCUUAGUAUACGUUUUGAGUAAAUGAGGGAAAAGAAAUACAAGAAAAAGCUUUUAAACUGUACCUAAUGGAAAGUAUAACCACAUAUAUAUCAUAAAAAUAUAUCGUUAAAUAAAUAAAAAUUUUGUACAACCAAA
Messenger RNA from Linepithema humile (Argentine ant), 2926 nucleotides. It is a transcript of the gene CDK2AP1, whose product is annotated as CDK2-associated protein 1. Gene Ontology annotation, cellular component: cytoplasm; nucleus. NCBI's taxonomy places the organism in Eukaryota, Metazoa, Arthropoda, Insecta, Hymenoptera, Formicidae. The record is from RefSeq and is a predicted model, not a curated record.